AUCCCCCUGUGAUCGCACCAUGCCACUCGCCCGCCCCACCAGCCGAAUCCCCAACGCCGCUUGGACCUCGGGCUUCAGGGAGAUGACGGAGCCCUGGAAAGGUGCCGUCGGCUGCCUCGGCGUGGCAGUCUUCUUCGCCAUGACCAUCGGCAUCAUCUCCUGGCAGGCGCUGGAGCAGUCACCGGAGGAAUGGGUGCUGCAGGGCCGUGCCGGCGGGAUGCUGUGGGAGCGUCGGCGGGGUGCCCUGCUCCUGCGGGCUCUGCCGGCAGGGCGGACGGUGGCAGUGAUCGCGGUGGGUGGCGUGCCGGCUGCCGAGCCGCCUCCGCCACGGGACCGCUGCUGGCACGACGGUGGGCAGUUCUGCUACGCCUGGGAGGAGGAUGCCGAGCUCCGGCUCUCCCUCGAGCCCCCGCCAGCCCCCGCCACCGAGUGCUACGGCGUCCGCUGGACCCCGCUGCGCCCCGACGUGACGCUGAAGGAUUGCUUCUCCAUGGCCAACGUCUCCUGGUACGGAGGGGCGAGCAUCCGUGCCCAGCGCUGGCCGCUCAACGGCGCCGAGAGCCACGCGCAGCCCUUCGUCAGCGGCGACUUCAGCAAAAACCCCGCCGGCUACGGGCCUGUUCUGGAGAGGUACUUUUUAGGCUCGACAGGAGUGACGGUGACAGUGGCGCCCGACGAGCCCCUCUUCCUCUCGCUGGAGAGCAACAGGCAUUUCUGCCUGGAAACGCCGGCGGGGAGAGCGGCGGUGCCCCUGCGCUACCUCCUCUGCGUCAGCCCGGACGUCGCCGUCGCCCACCGGCACGUGGGCAGCCAGCUCGCGGGGCAGGCGCGGGCGCUGCCGGAUACGGCCCUCCUGGGGUCUCCGAUCUGGCGGUAUUACGGCCCGGCAGGUUCAGCUGCCAAAAUAAAACGAGGUUUGAGGUCACUGGCCAAGAGAUUGAAGCGGCAUCGUCUUCAGGAGGGGGUCCUGGCCCUGGGGGAGCGCUGCACCGCCAUCCUCGCCGCCGCGGACCACGUGCCCUCGGAGCGGAGGAAGAGGCACGACUCGACCCGUGCCUGGGACCCUUCCCUGAUAACACCGCUGCGGCUCUCCAUCACGCUGUCCCCGUACACCAGCAUCGCCUCCCCACUCUUCCUGCGCGCGCUGCGGGACGGCGAGGCGGCGAGCUACUGGCUGAGCCUGCAGCCCCGAUUCGGGGGCUGCUCGGUCCCGCUGCUGACCACGUGGAAGGGGCGGCUUUGCGCCCGCCUGAACGUCACCAGCGAGGCAGCGCUGAGCUGGUACCUGGCACGUGCCCGGCGCCUGCGGCAGGCGCUGGGAGCCACGUACGUGGUCUUCGAGGGCGCCGAGGGCAAUGCUUUCCUGGAGCAAGCUGUCCCACCUCCCGCCGAGCUGGCGGGCGACCGAUACACCAGGGCGCUGGCGGCGGCGCUGGCGACACUGGGAAACGCCACUGUCAUCAGCGCCGGUGCCGGAUCCAGUCAUCUACCGCUCUUCGUCCAGAUGAGCCCGCUGUGCUCGGACUGGAGCCACGCUGGGCUGAAGGGGGUUAUUCCCUCCGUGCUGCACUACAGCCUCUUGGGCUACAACUUCUUCAUCCCCGAUGCAGUAGGAGGGAGCCUGGCCGGUGACGCCCCAGGGGACCCGGAGCUGUACGUGCGGUGGCUGCAGAUCGUGACGUUUCUCCCCGUGAUGGCCUUCAGCACGCCGCCCUGGCUCUGCUGCGACGCCUGGGUCCUGAAUCUUACCCAGCAAUGCAUACAGAGGCACCGGGACUUUGUUGUGCCACUCCUCAUAAAAUACAGCGAGGAAUGGCUUCAUUUGGGGUACCCCAUCUUCCGGCCGGCGUGGUGGCUCAGCCCCACGGAUCCAACUGCUUUUACCAUCGAGGACGAAUUUCUCAUCGGAGAUGAGGUCCUGGUUGCCCCAAUAACAGAAAAAGGGCAAACAUUGAGAGAUAUCUACCUGCCUGGGGAAGGGCACCUAUGGAUGGACACCAACACUGCCCGCGUGUUUGACGGAGGUACCAUCCUCAGGAAUUACUCCGCCAGCCUUGCAGAGGUGCCGGUUUUUGUAAAGACCUCCUAAAUUCACAGACUGCUGCAGCUUUUGGACAGUUGACCUCUUUCAGAGCAGCACUGGCCACAUGUGCUCGCUCUUCCUUGAGACUAUUUCAGCCUAUUUGCACUUUUCCAAGAGCCUUUUUUGCUGUUUUUUUUUUAAUUUCAGAAAUUGUUUGAAUCUUUUAUUAU
Molecule: messenger RNA, 2253 nt
Organism: Gymnogyps californianus (California condor)
Lineage: Eukaryota; Metazoa; Chordata; Aves; Accipitriformes; Cathartidae
Product: SITS-binding protein-like
Exons: 10
Coding region: 20-2089 (689 amino acids)
Source: RefSeq, a predicted model, not a curated record